AUGGCUCUCCUAGUGUGGGUUUGUUUCUGCUCAUUAUUUGGUGCGGCGUUAUCAUGCGAGGCCUACAUCAAGACCAACCAAUGGCCUGGCCGCUCCGUCAUCGUGCAGAUGUUUGAGUGGAAGUGGCUCGACAUUGCAGACGAAUGUGAGAGGUUUCUAGGACCCAAAGGCUUUGGGGCUGUUCAGACUUCGCCAGCAUCAGAGAAUUUGAUUUUAAACCUAGAUGGUGGUAUAAGACCUUGGUAUGAACGCUACCAAGUGAUGUCGUACAAUCUGGUUACCCGAUCAGGGGAUGCAGCUGACUUCUUGAAUAUGACUACAAGAUGCAAUAAAGUUGGAGUCAGAAUAUAUGUGGAUGUGGUAUUCAACCAUAUGACGAUACCUCACAACGACAGUAUGGGUACUGGAGGUAGCACAGCUGAUCCUGAUACAUAUUCUUACCCAGGUGUGCCAUAUACAAAAGAACACUUCAAUUUUCCUGUAUGUGAAGUUACUGAUUAUACUAAUGCUACUGAGGUUCGAGUUUGUCAAUUGGGUGGAUUACAAGAUUUGAAUCAGACAAACCCCUACGUUCGUCAAAAGAUCACGGAAUACUUGAACAAACUAAUUGAUCUUGGUGCUGCUGGCAUUAGAGUGGACGCAGCCAAGCACAUGUGGCCAGAGGACUUGAAUGAGAUUUACAAACGUCUCAACAAUUUGAACAUGAAUCAUGGAUUCCGAAGGAACUCUAGACCAUACAUUUACCAGGAAGUAGCUAAAGAUGGUGUUGUCACCUACAACGAGUAUAAAAAUAUGGGAGACGUUACGGAAUUUACUGCUGGUGCUGAACUAGCACUAAUAUUCAGUGGUCGGAAACCUUUGAAAACUUUAGAAUCGUGGGGAACAACGGCACUGGAUAUGAUGCCCAGUGAUAACGCUGUGAUAUUCGUUGAUAACCACGAUACGCAACGCAAUGGCUUUAUACUGACUUACAAAAAUGAAACUUUGUAUAAGGCUGCAAUAGCAUUUCUUCUAGCACAUCCGUAUGGACAACCUCGAAUGACAAGCAGCUUUUCUUUCGAUUAUUUUGAUCAAGGUCCACCAGCUGAUAAUGAAGAAAAUAUUGUGUCUCCUUUUAUUAACGAGGAUGGUUCCUGUGAUGAAGGAUGGGUAUGUGAACAUCGAUGGCCAUCCGUAUACAGGAUGGUUAGAUUCAGGAACGAAGUACACAACGCCGCAUUAACAAACUGGUGGACAAAUGGCAACAAUCAGAUUGCUUUUGGUUUGAGAAGGAAAGGAUUUAUUGUGUUCAAUACAGAGAAAAGCGAGUUAAACGAAGAGCUCCAGACUGGACUUCCAGCUGGUGUAUACUGUGACAUAAUAUCUGGUCAGAAGGAAGGAAGUGUUUGUACUGGGAAGAAUGUGACCGUGUCUAGUACUGGGGCAGCAGUCAUCACAUUAUCUGGAACCGGAGAAGAACUGCAUCUUGCUAUACAUGUUGGAGAUGAGGUAUCUACCUCUCCGGAAUUUUGUAUUCCCAAAAUUAUUUUUAAUAUUUCAUGA
Spodoptera littoralis (African cotton leafworm) is the source of this 1542-nucleotide messenger RNA. Lineage: Eukaryota; Metazoa; Arthropoda; Insecta; Lepidoptera; Noctuidae. The record is from the annotation of a GenBank genome assembly.